UAUUGAUUAAAGAUAUUAUAAAAAUAAUGUAAUGUCGGAGGAUUGUUGUAUAUUUUACAGGUUUGGGAGUGAGCGGAACAUAUGGCGUGAGCUUCACAGCCAAAGCAGUUCCGGAAUACUAAUUUCCGACUUGAAAAUUAAAAUAGCUCAGGAGUCGUCUUUGACUCGAGAGUUUGCCCGGAAAACCAAUCUCUUAAUCUCACUAUACGAUGAUAAUAAACCUAAUGAACUAUUUCCACUAGAUGAUAACAUUGUAAUCCACAGCGGCUCUAGGUUAAUUAUUAAUCGUGUGGCUUGGACUCCUUCAAAACCUAUAGUUCACCAGGCGAAAUCAUAUAUAGACGUCACAGUAGGCGGUAAAACACCGGGAAAGCGUAAGCUACCAAUCUCACUAAUAUGCCAACUAUGUCACAAACCAUUAAACCAACCAUAUCUUGUUAAAUGUUCAGCUCGCUGUGGCUGUACUGGAUGCAAAAACUGCCUUGAAGAAUGCCUCGGCGAGUCAUUACCAGAUUUCUACAACACAGAUCCAGAUCAACCUGAUCAAAACACUGAAACAAAGACAAAAGUUGAAAUACCAAAGGAUGAAAAAUCGGAACCUUAUGUAAAAAGAGAAAGUGAUAAAAAUGAUGAAAUUCGUGUUAAAUCUGAAAUUGAUGGAAAUAAUGUAAAAUUAGAAAUUAUGGAUGGGAUGGAGAACUUCGAAGCUCUGGAGUAUAAUUUAGCAUCAAAUGUGGACGAUGAGACUUGCGAGAUGUAUGUGUUGGAGGAGAAAAAGGGCUGUCCCUUUUGCGGUCACGGGUUUGUGAGUGCUUGCCUGAAGAACAGGAAACUUAAUGCGCUUUUGGCAGGCAUCGAUUUAGAGAUUUUUGAAGUCCCAGAAGAGAUUGAAUUUUACUUCCCAACGCCCAAUCCGCUUGUAUUCUCACAUCAGCAGUUUCCUCAACACUAUUUACUCGACAUUCAACAGGAACUUUAUCAACUUGUCCUUGAGAAGAUGCUAAUACCAGUUUUUGACAAUAGUAUACUCGAUGCCACUGUUGUUAAAUAUCAAACCAAUCAAACUUAUAAUAGCGAAAAUUUGGAAAAUUUGGAAAGUAAUGUAAACAGAGAAAAGAUUGUAAAUUCGGAAAAUAAUUUAAAUAGAGAAGACAAUGUAACUACUGAGAAUAAUGUAAAUUUAGUGAAAUCAGAUAGUUUUGAAAAAUUUGAGAAUUCAAAUAUUGAAACCGAAGUUAAUAUAAACUUGGAUGAAAGUGUUAUAUGUAUAAUAUUAGUGAGAAGACAGCCGGAUGUAAUGAGUAUAUGUGGAAUAAUGAGAAUAUUGUAUGAGAUGCCGGAUGUUGAUUUUUUGAAUAAAACAGGUUCGAGAACUUCUCUGAAAUUUGAGUGGAUCAAGCUCAACACAGUUCCAAUGAAUGUGCCCGUGACUAAGCAGCCGUUGUUUGGUCUUUUGGGUGGUAAAAAAUACACGGACGUCUCACUUAACAGUGAAGGUGAGGUGAUGUGGAGGUAUAAAACUGAACGAAUGGUCGAGGUUGGAAUUGAUCCAAAGUGUUACAACUCAAUCCUCUUAUCUCUAUUUAACAAUUUGGACAUUGAGAUGAACUUGGAAAAGAGUAAGAAAAAUUGGCUUCAAACAUUCUUUCCAUCACCUCAGCCUUUAUAUGUUACUGGAUCAGGGAAGGUAGUUAAGGAGUCAGAUAUCCCAGAGGGAGAACAAGUCGACAAGGGGAAUCCGUUUUUAGGUUACGCUGGGCUUCUGCCGUUUUUGAGUAGAUCGCAAUUUGACCAAGUUAGGAAAACCCAGAGAAGAGUCAAGGAACAAUAUUUGAAGGAUUUGACAAAACAGAUAAUGGUAAACACGCACCCAGACAAGGGCAGAAUAUUACUCGAAAAACUCAACCAUAACAUUUGGUUCUCUAACAUCCAAUACGCAUCUUCAACAUGAUUUUAAACUACAUUUUCACUACUAAUUUAAUAAAUUUUAAAAAUUUA
Messenger RNA from Theileria parva strain Muguga, 1998 nucleotides. RefSeq names its product DWNN domain protein. The transcript has a single exon. NCBI's taxonomy places the organism in Eukaryota, Apicomplexa, Aconoidasida, Piroplasmida, Theileriidae. The coding region runs from base 32 to 1951 and encodes 639 amino acids. The record is from RefSeq and is a predicted model, not a curated record. Gene Ontology annotation, molecular function: zinc ion binding.